UUGCAAAACAUCCAAAUUACAAAUUAAAAUGUAUUCCGUGAUAAGACAACUAAAAGUAGCGCAUUCCCAGCAUGAUAUCGAACAAAUGGUGUGGAGUAACCAAGUGGAUCUUGUUGUAGUCUCAAAUUCCAAAGGUGAAGUUGCCCUUCAUAGAUUACUAUGGUUAAAAGCCUGGGAUUUGCCACCACCAACAGAAAAAUGCAAAGUCACUGCCAUGGCAUGGAGACCUGAUGGCAAAGUUCUAGCAAUUGGCUACACUGGAGGUGAAUUAAUCCUCAUCAAUGUAGAAAACAAGAGUAUUCUGCAUACUCUGCAAGUAUCUGGUGAGAUAACUUGUGUCAACUGGGUCCAGGAGAAGAAAAUUGAGACUACAAACAUCAAAGCAACCAGUACAAGUGAAGAGGAGGCAAACAACUACACACAAUAUGUUGAUUACUCCAAACAUUUCAUCUCAAAACCUCUAUCUCUGAGCACAUUUGAAACCGGAAACUUCGUCGAAGAAGCAAAUAAUAAUCUACUACACAAACAAAAACUCUUAAACCUUCUCCUCAUUGGUACAGAUGAUGGAAUGUUAUACCUCUCUGUUUUUGGCUCCCUCAGCUGUGGAGCGAUUGAUUUCAAAGAGAAAAUCAACACGAAAUGCUCUGUAAUCGACGUACAACUCUCCGAAAGCCUCAACAUUGCAACUGUAACCCUGAAAGACAUCGAAGAUAACAUAAAACUAGUCUUCAUCGACACCGCCAUCUUUGAAUCCCACAUUAAAGAACUAUUCUGCGUGGCAAUGAAAAAAGUCGAGAUGCAAACACACGUCGGGUAUCUCUACAAAAGCAUAUCAAGCGUAAUGGAAACCUGGGAGAGUAUUCUACUCGAAAUGGACUGGAAGUUAACAAACUACGCGAAUAAAGUCCAACCAGGCACGUUAUCCGCGGUUUUAGAUUUAUUAAUGUUUGGAAUCUGCAGUGAUGAAAUGCAGGAGUUUUUAUUCAGCGAUAUGACAAAGAGAGGCUUGGAGAAGUUCGGGCAGAAUAUCGAGAUGAAUUAUGCGAAUAUCCAAAUUUUAUUGAAAAACAUAACCAAACUCGGACAGAACAUAACCUAUCACCUAAGUGAAUUAAGAGGAAUGUCACGCUUUGCAUCCAGGUAUAAAACCUUGGGUUUAGAAGAGUCGAAGAUAACGGAAGCAAUUUCUGCAAAUGGCGCGUUUUUAAUUAAGUCAGGUGAAAUGCAGCAGAUUAUCAAUAAUUCCAUGAUGUAUUACAAGGCGUUUUUCCGUUGGCUAUACUCUGCCAUUGUGAAUUUAAUGGAGGAGCAAGUCCCGAGUGAAAUACAGAAUAUGACACAACAAGAUCUCGCGUAUAUCGCUGAAUUUCUGCAGUGUUUCGAUCGAAUUACCGGGCAGAAUAAUUCUACAAUCGGUGGCGUUGAAAAUCCACGGUUUAUUAUGGAAAGAUUGGGUCAGUAUCUUGCAGAUAGGAAUUUGAAGAUUCUCACGGCAGGAGAUCAACACGAUUGGGAUAGUUUAUUGUUAAACAAUGAAUGUUUACAGAAACAUCCAAGUAUUAUCCGACAUUGUAAAGAAUUGUCGCUUGUGCAACAAAUUGCGCAUCUGCAGAAAGCCGUGGAUGAGAUUUUUAAGAAGCCAGAAGUUGAGGUUACGAAAAAUAUGAAUUCUAUUAAGAUUUUGUCUUGUAUCAAAGGAGUGGGGGUUGGUACUGUAGCUGGGAUAAGUUGUACGGGUACAGGAAGUGUGUUUAUGCACGCAUUUCCGAAUUUAGAAAGAAACGGUGUUUAUUUUAUUGAAUGUAAAGUAAACAACGUUGAGGAUAAUGAGGUUAUAGCCAAGGGGGCUUUGGUUUAUGUGAAACAAGAUGGCGAUGUGGAAAAUGGCCGGUAUAAUAUAACAGAUGUGAAGUUUUACAGUGAAAAUGUUCUGAGUUUAUUACUCGAAGAUAAGGCGCAACAAGCUGUGUUGAUGCAGUUGCCUAUUGUGAGUUUCAAAGAGAAAUUGGAGGAGAUUUCACUGGAUGAUGAAAUAUUUCAACAGAAUAUUGUAAAUGUUGAUGUUAGUGAUGCGUCUCCUUUGAAGAAUAUUGCGAUGACAGCUUGUAAGUUUGCUGUUUCGGGCUGUCGGAGUGUUUCGGUUGUUUUGGCGGAUAAUAAAAAGAAAGUUAUGUUGUUUGAGAUUGAAGGUGAGGAGGAAGAAGAGGAGGAUGCUGAUAUGACUACCAGUAGUGUCCGGGAGAGUGAUCAGGAUGCAAGCAUGCAAGAAAACAGUGAUGCAGAAUAAUAUUUCUAAAAUUUUUUCAAAAAUUCUUAGAAAAUUUCCAAAUAAUGAAAUAAAAUGCGUUUUUUGAAGGUG
Messenger RNA from Dalotia coriaria, 2359 nucleotides. It is a transcript of the gene APC4, whose product is annotated as anaphase-promoting complex subunit 4. Gene Ontology annotation, biological process: anaphase-promoting complex-dependent catabolic process; protein K11-linked ubiquitination. Gene Ontology annotation, cellular component: anaphase-promoting complex; nuclear periphery. NCBI's taxonomy places the organism in Eukaryota, Metazoa, Arthropoda, Insecta, Coleoptera, Staphylinidae. The record is from RefSeq and is a predicted model, not a curated record. Gene Ontology annotation, molecular function: protein binding.